This is a messenger RNA of Camelina sativa (false flax), 540 nucleotides long. The record is from RefSeq and is a predicted model, not a curated record. Lineage: Eukaryota; Viridiplantae; Streptophyta; Magnoliopsida; Brassicales; Brassicaceae.
AUGGCUCCUCGUGAUAAAAAGCUAAACAAGGUUGGAAACUUUGUUGUUUUCAUCUGCUACGGUCCCGACAACGAUUUCCAUGUCUGGCCUGAGCCUCAAGAUAAACCACAAGCGUUACCGGAGAUCGUUGGAAAGUUCAACGCGUUGAGCGAUCACAUGAGGAUGAGUCACGCCUCCGAUCUCUUCGACUUGCCAUAUCUCAAGGGUUUGUCGGAUGAAGAAUUGCUUAGACAUCUCGCUAAGCUUAACUCCCACUUAGUUGGAAUCAAGCAGAAAAAGAUGACUGUAUUGAAAACAAGAGGAAACUCGAAGAAGCCCAGUGACCAUCUUAGGGUUUCAGACAACGCCGCCACCAUCAUCUCAAACCGCAAGGUGGCGCCUUCUUCGGAUGCUCGAUUAGGGUUUGGAGAGUCGGGUUACGUUUGCCGUGGCUCUCACGAAACUGUUUCCAGUUUGGGAUCUAGUGCUGCUGCUUCCAAGGCUUUCAGUGUUCCGGAUUCUUCCUUCACCCCCUCUCACAUUAGGGCUAUCUUGGGGUGA